Molecule: messenger RNA, 973 nt
Organism: Gossypium raimondii (Peruvian cotton)
Lineage: Eukaryota; Viridiplantae; Streptophyta; Magnoliopsida; Malvales; Malvaceae
Exons: 3
Coding region: 161-937 (258 amino acids)
Molecular function (GO): protein binding
Source: RefSeq, a predicted model, not a curated record
UCAUCACCUUGUAAAAUAAAAAUAAAAUUCAUUUUGUUUCUUUCCAUGAAUUCCUUUUGUUUCAUUCUCUAAAAACCCUAAGGGUUCUAGGAGAAACAUAAAAACAAUUGCUUCAUCUUUCAUCAAAACAAGAGGAAAAUAAAAAAAGAGAGGAGUAAAUAUGCUUCUACGAAGCUCAUCAACACCAAUCCUUUACAUCCCUCAAAGCUCACCGGUGGUCGAUUCCUGUCAUCGAAGCUCACCUAAGCCGAUCUCAAUGACGGCCUCGCGACAUGACAAGAUCCAAAGGACGCCCUCAGAUAGCAACAUGAGGCAGACCGCGGUCCCAAAAAAGCCAAGGCCACCACCACUUAUGAAUAUUCGUUCCAUAGGUUCUCAAGAUUCACUUAAAGACGAAGGGACCGAUAAUAUCGACUUGUCCAUGCUUUCACUUGCCGGUGGUGAUGUAGGAAGCAAAAGUGGAACCCAAGGUUUUGGAGAUCACGGUGAAGGGAAACAAAUGAUGGAUGAUUAUUACCAAAAUAUGAUCAAAACUUACCCUGGAGAAACCCUUCUUCUUGCAAACUAUGCUAAAUUUCUCAAAGAGGUUCGAGGUGAUCUGGUGAAAGCUGAGGAGUAUUGUGAGAGAGCGGUUUUGGUGAAACCAGAUGAUGGGGAAGUGUUAUCAAUGUAUGGAGAUUUAAUAUGGACUAACCAUAAAGAUGAAGCUAGGGCUCAAUCUUUCUUCGAUCGAGCUGUACAAGCUUCUCCUAACGAUUGCCAUGUGAUAGCAUCUUAUGCACGGUAUCUGUGGGAUGCUGAAGAAGAGGAGGAGAAAAAAGGAAAAGGAGAAGAACAUCAAAUGAACGGUGGUAAUAGUUGCACACCCCAACCAUCGCCACAUGGCCAUGGGCCAUUUCCUCACCGACCCCCCUGGUUCACUGCUACUGCUUAUUAGCCUUUCUUCAUCAUCUCUCCCAUUAUGGGGAUAAAA